GCGGGCGGAAUCGAGUGGGGUGCGCAGGCGCGGACGGAGGGCGAUGGCGAGCCAGUCGCAGGGGAUCCAGCAGCUGCUGCAGGCGGAGAAACGCGCGGCCGAGCGGGUGACCGAGGCCCGCAAACGAAAGCAUCGUCGGUUGAAGCAAGCGAAGGAGGAGGCCCAGGCUGAGAUCGAGCAGUACCGCCUCCAGCGGGAGAAGGAGUUCAAAAAUAAGGAAGAUGCUGCACUUGGUUCACAUGGUAAUUCGGCCACUGAAGUUGACAAAGACACUCUUGAGAAAAUCAAAAUAAUUGGGGCAAGCUAUGAGCAGCACAAGGAAAUGGUUUUGAAUAACCUCCUCAACUUGAUCUGUGACAUCAAACCAGAAAUUCAUGUCAACUUUCGCAUUAAUGGUUAGAACUGGAUUGUAGUUUUGCAUUGAACAAUACCAAAGAACCACUGGGAUAGCAAUAUUUUGUGAUAUUACUAUGCUUAUGCAAACUCUUAUUUGUGCAACAUUUCUACUUUCAAAUAAAAUAAAAAUCAGAUGAAUUUAAAAAAAAAGGGCAGUUUGAGUUUCUCUUGUGAAGUUUCCUCUGAUGUUGAAACUUUUACAUGUUCCUGAUUUCCACUAGAUUUUCCCAGGCAAAACUGAAGGUGUUUCAACAAUGAUUUUCCAUUUUAAAAGUGAGGAAUUCAGAUAUUAAGUGAUAUAAAUGCGCGCAAUAUUAAUCACACUCGAAUAAAACAAUUGCUUAGAUUAUAUUUUGAAUUAAGGGUGCAUUUUAACAGUAGACAUAAUUAAAAUAUAAAAUUGUGCUUGACACAAGUAGAUACUUGCAUUCAGAUCAUUGGAGCUUGUGUGAUUACUGAUUUUUUGUUGUUGUUGCACAAACGUGGUCAGUCUGACAAUAUAAACUGAUGUAGUGAUCCAAGAUAUCUUUAUCAAACUGCGAAUAAUUGAGGGAGGCAAAGAAUGCACUGAACUCUGUCCACUUAAAAUAUUUUGGGAUGAAAAUGCUUUAUUAAUGUUCUAAAUAGAAAUAUGGGACAUUGGCAAUUGGAUCCAUCUUAGAUUCGGAUCCCAUUGUAACAAAAUGGCCUUGAGCAAUUAUAAACAGUUCAGACUCUGCAUGGUUGGUAUAAAUGCACCUGUUGGAACAGAUGUCCGAGUGCCAUUAAAGUCUAAUAUAUAAAAAGGAAACUUGGAUAAUUAAGUGAUUAUUUUCAGAAUCUAAGCUGUGUAACAGCUGAUUAUUGUAAUGAGAUUCCAGCUUGGUGUUUGAAUUAGUGUUGUGUAGUACCAUCCUAGUGUGCGACAGAGUAGUCUAUUCUUUUACUUGAAACUGCUGGCAAUUAAAAAUCUUUGUUUUUGUUAACAUUACUGUUCACCAUAAUACUUCUGUCUUAAUCUGGUAAUAAAUCUGUUGCUGCCUUCA
Amblyraja radiata (thorny skate) is the source of this 1421-nucleotide messenger RNA. Its product is annotated as V-type proton ATPase subunit G 1-like. Gene Ontology annotation, cellular component: vacuolar proton-transporting V-type ATPase complex; vacuolar proton-transporting V-type ATPase, V1 domain; synaptic vesicle membrane. The transcript has 3 exons. Gene Ontology annotation, molecular function: ATP hydrolysis activity; proton-transporting ATPase activity, rotational mechanism. NCBI's taxonomy places the organism in Eukaryota, Metazoa, Chordata, Chondrichthyes, Rajiformes, Rajidae. Gene Ontology annotation, biological process: synaptic vesicle lumen acidification. The coding region runs from base 44 to 400 and encodes 118 amino acids. The record is from RefSeq and is a predicted model, not a curated record.